Messenger RNA from Actinia tenebrosa (Australian red waratah sea anemone), 2741 nucleotides. RefSeq lists its product as uncharacterized. Lineage: Eukaryota; Metazoa; Cnidaria; Anthozoa; Actiniaria; Actiniidae. Gene Ontology annotation, biological process: heterophilic cell-cell adhesion; establishment or maintenance of epithelial cell apical/basal polarity. Gene Ontology annotation, molecular function: calcium ion binding; lysozyme activity; Notch binding. Gene Ontology annotation, cellular component: plasma membrane; protein-containing complex. The record is from RefSeq and is a predicted model, not a curated record.
CAUUAAGUUAGGAGGCUUGUUCACUUGAACAAAGUUUUCUAGGAACGACUUCUGCUGAGAAGUCGAGGUUAAUAAAGAAUAAAGAUGUGGAAACUAUCUCUCAUGAUAUUUGCCUUAUUGGCAUUUACAGCCUAUGCUGAUGAUGUCAACGAUAUUGCAGAUGCAGCGGAGGAAGAUCAAGUGUUAGUACCAUUUGAUGCAGCGGAGGAAGAUCAAGUGUUAGUACCAUUUGAUGAGAGUGUAAACGAAGAAAAACGAGUGUACGGACGUAAAGGAUCCAAAUCUUCCAAGGGCAAAGGGAAACUCAAGUAUGGAGGACGUAAAGGAUCCAAAUCUUCCAAGGGCAAAUGGAGACUCAAGUACGGAGGACGUAAAGGAUCCAAAUCUUCUAAGGGCAAAUGGAGACUCAAGUACGGAGGACGUAAAGGAUCCAAAUCUUCCAAGGGCAAAGGGAAAUUCAAGUAUGGAGGACGUAAGGGGUCCAAAUCGUCAAAGGGCAAAUGGAAACUCAAGUAUGGAGGACGUAAGGGUUCCAAAUCUUCCAAGGGCAAAGGGAAAUUCAAGUAUGGAGGACGUAAGGGUUCCAAAUCUUCCAAGGGCAAAGGAAGUAAAUAUGGUAAAGGCCGCCAUAGAAUCCAAGGAAUGGGAGGAUUUUCAAGAGGUUUCAACUGCAUCAAAAACCCUUGUCUAAAUGAAGGCGUUUGCUGUGGUAGAGGCCCAUAUCAAAGAUGCAUCUGUCCUGCUGGCUUCAAAGGAAAGCGUUGCGAAACAGAUAUCAACGAAUGUGCUAGAAAUCCGUGCAAACGUGGAGCUAUCUGCUUUGAUCAGGUCAAUGGCUACACCUGCAAAUUCCCAGAUUCAACCGAAGUCUGCAAAAUACGCCAAACAACGUGCUCAUCUAAGCCUUGUCAGAACAAAGGCGUCUGUAAAGCAUACAAGAGAAGCUAUCGGUGCAUUUGCCCAAAGGGAUUUGCAGGGAAAAACUGUCAAAUAAAUAUCGACGAGUGUGGAAGUAAUCCCUGUCAGAAUGGCGCCAAAUGUGUUGAUCGUAUUGGCUACUAUGUUUGCGUCUGCCCACGUGCAUACAAAGGAACCAACUGUGAAGAAAAGCGAGGAGGUUGUUCUGUGAAAAACAUCUGCCGCAAUGGAGGAACAUGCGUAGAAGAAAAUGGAUCCUGGGCUUGUAUCUGUCGAAAGGGAUUUUCCGGACCACGGUGUGGACGGGUCAUCAAGGAUUGUUCCACAAAUCCGUGUCUGCAUGGAGGCACAUGUUGUGAUCGUACGAAGGGAUUCAUCUGUAAAUGCCGAGAAGGUUUUCUUGGAAGGCGGUGCGAAAAGAAGGAUCUUGACCUCUACGUGCCUGAAGGCCAAGGUCAACUCACAUUCCAGGAAGACGGUAGCGAUGACCCAAAGAGCGCGAAGUUCAGCCGAAGGUGUCGUUAUGGCGGUAAAAAGGGUAUUAUAGUUGGGCGCGGAUACGAGCUUGGAGGACGUACUAGGAAGCAAGUAUUCAGAGAUCUGAGACGGGCUAGAUUUCCAAGACGUUAUGCCAUGAUUAUUUCAAGAGCUGCUGGUUUGAAGGGAAAAAAGGCUAUUGCCUGUUUUAAGAAAUACCGGUUGGGCAAGUUCAGAAUAACCAAGCAACAACAGAAAAGGCUGUUCAAAAUAUAUUACGCCGAGAAAGUGAAAAAAGGCAAGAAAUAUCUGUCGACUUACUGCAAGCUUAAGCUUGACAAAAUGAGCCAGUUCCAGAAAGAUCUUAUCAUGGAUCUCUACAUUGAUGGCGCCCUUUCAUAUGCCAGUCCACAGAAACGAAAGAAUUCCGAAUACAUCAAGAAGGUUCUCGAUUCUAACAACCUGAAGAGUAUAAAAGCCUUGCUGAACAACAAAAAUUUCUGGGUUAGCAAGAUGAAAACCUCUGCGCGGAGGUUCGAAAGUCGUAAAAAGUUUUGCCAAAAAGAAUGCAAGAAAACUCGCAGAUGUUAACUUGGAAAGUCUAAAAGAUUAUAAAUAAGAUUACAUGUAAGCUAAGAUAAAACUAUACUAAAGCCAGAGCAAGUAUUUCUCAAAGGCUAAAUAUCUCAUGAUCAAAGUGCAUUUUGAUUUCAUUUUGGGUGGUCAAAUUUGUGCAGGUGUUUAGCUUAACAAGGGUAGAACUUGAUGAGUCGAGAGUGAGUCCGGCAUAAUAUGGUUUCAACCGCAGCCAUUUUUUAUCGAACCCUUAAACAACUUUUAAAUUAGCUAAUUUACUGAGUUGCGUAUCGUUUAUCGGAGGAGAACCAGGAAAAACCCUUCGAAUAAGUAAUUUUAUUUAUUUAUUUCAGCCAAUAUUUAGACCAAAGACCAGACAAACUCUACUCAAAUGUGUUGCGAGACCACGAAUCAAAUCCAAGACAUUACCGAGUUGAAAGACGUCAUUAAAUUCGAUUUUUGGCCAUAAAACUUGGCAGCUUUGCUUUGCAAUGUAUUCUGUUAGACAUAUACGGCUUAAAACAGAUUAUAUGAAUUCAAAUCAAUAUGUUAAUCUCACAAAAGUAGUGCAGAUUCUUAAUCUUUUUUUUUUUUUUUUGUUGAAAAUCAAAGCGAUCCAAAAUGAAGACAAUUGCUUCCCACUUGUUUGGUUUGAUCUUUACAAAUGUGGCCACUCGAAAUGAAGUUCUGCUAAAAUAGCGUAAGAUUUAAAAGCAUGUAUGUUUGGGUGUAUAAGAUUUAAUAAAAUGAAAGCUCUUGUGGGAAAUUUC